This is a messenger RNA of Pocillopora damicornis (cauliflower coral), 3895 nucleotides long. RefSeq lists its product as uncharacterized. The record is from RefSeq and is a predicted model, not a curated record. NCBI's taxonomy places the organism in Eukaryota, Metazoa, Cnidaria, Anthozoa, Scleractinia, Pocilloporidae. Gene Ontology annotation, molecular function: protein binding.
AGAUAGUACAGUUAUAUUCCUCAGUCGAGAGUGAUAUAUUUUAAGUACACACUGCAUAGACUGUUUGCAGUGCGGCAAAGAUAGAAAUAAAACUUAGUAGGACGCCUUUUAAUUUAUCUUUGAAUUUCUCUUCGUCCCCUCCUCGAAACAGAAGAUACGCUUCAGACUUCCUGAUUUCCCAGAAAGGAUGAGUGAUUGACAACUUGUGGAGAUUUAGCAUAAUACGGUUGCGAAAUUCAUUAGUGGUCAUGCAUAUUGAGAUAAACAGCGUGCCAUCACUGUUUUUCUUAAUAUGCAUAAACGAUUACGAAAAUAAUCCGUGUUCAGGUCCUUUACUCGGGUGAGGUAACAACUACACCUUUUUCAAAAGUAAUGGAAUAAAGCAUCGGCUUCAGUCUUUCUGAUCAGUAAAUACGUUAGCGUGACGGUUGAGUUUACAAAUGCUCGUCUAGGAGAGGACGCGAGGUCAAGAAGUUCUGGUGUUUUUUUUUUCCCAUCAUUAAUACAAUUUCUUUCAUGGAAACCUCGGAUGGGACGGAUAGUCCCGCUUAGGCGUAACGAAAAAUGGGUAAUAAGCAAUCCACGAUACAAAACGUUUAUGAAGCUGCUCGUGAUGGUUCUUCUGAUCUUACUAAUCUUUUAAAGCGGCUCAACACUGAAGAAAGGAAAACUGCGCUCGAUUCCAAGACCAAAGAUGGCGACGAGAAUGCAACUCCUCUCAUAAUUGCUUCUCGCAAUGGAAACCUAGACUCUGUAAAGAUUCUUUUGAGUUUCAAAGCAGAUAUCGAAGCACGAGGAACUGUGAAAGCCAACACUGACGAAGUUUUCGAAGGUUGCUCUCCUUUGUGGGCCGCUGCUGCUACUGGUCAUCUAGAUGUUGUGAAACUGUUAAUCGAUCACAAUGCAGACGUUAAUGGCAGAAAUGCAACGAAUUCGACUCCUUUGCGGGCUGCUGCGUACGAUGGACGUCUUGAUAUUGUGAGUUGUUUAGCCAAGAACGGAGCUGAUGUAAAUGCAAGAGAUGAAUUUGAGAGUACUCCUUUGAUGAUAACAUGUUACAAUGGUCACAUGGAUGUUGCUUCCUAUCUAAUCGAACAUGGCGCAAAUCACCAUUUGCAAGACGAGACUGGAGACACGUGUCUUCACUAUGCUGCAGAAAAAGGUCGCACCGAAGUUGUCGGUAGGCUUCUUUCUCUUGGAGUAGAAGAGAGGCAAAAUAAGAAACGUUUGACCCCACUACUAGCAGCCAGUAAUGAAAGCAAAUAUGAAAUGGUCGAGUAUUAUAUCAACCGACCCGAAUGUACUAAGGAACAAAAAAUUGACGCUCUCGAACUUCUUGGUUCCUCUAUUGCAAAUGAUCCUGAUUCUUAUGACAUCGAAGAAGCAUUCAGUUGUAUGAGGCGUGCAAUGGAAGAGAGGUAUCAGGACCCGUCAUGUCCAUUGCUUAAAAAGAACAUAAAACCUGUGGAAGAUUAUGAAAAUAGAACAGAGAGUCAAACUCUUGAGGAACUUUCCCUGUUAAAAGAUGAUAAUCAUGCUAUCCGCAUGGAGGGACUCAUGAUCAAAGAGAGAGUCCUUGGAAUUGACUCUGCAGCACUUCUGGACGAUAUCAGAUCUUAUGGGAUUGUUCUGGCUGACUCUGAGCAUUACAAACCUUGUAUUGGUCUAUGUAAACGAGCGAUGGAAAUAGCCAUGAACUGUGGUGAACCUAUUACGCACGAUCUUCAAAUGUUAUCAUGGCUAUUUAUAGUAACGGAACUUCGGUGCUCAAAUGGAAAACACAUUGUGGCAGCAUUCGAAAAACUGACAGAAAAACUAGAGACUGGGAAAUUGCAAGAGGGGCAAGAAGAUGAGGAAAAAGAAAAAAUGCUUUACUGUUUUCUAAAUCUUCUGAUGAUUUGCGCCAAAUUUGAAGUUUUAGAGGAUAAUGAGGAUGAAAUAAAGGAAAUGAUCGACUAUGUUCAAAGAAUUCUGCGUUUAGACAUUCGUAACCGCGAUGGAAAUACAUUACUGCAUCUAGCCGCAGCAUUUGAUGCAAAAACUGUGGGAAUCGUGUACAAGUCUCCCUGCAUUAAAACCGCGAAGCUACUUUUACAUGCAGGGUGCAAUGUGAAUGCCGUAAACUUUGAAGGAGAUACCCCUCUUCAUUUGGCUGUGACUUUUAUGUCAGGGGGUGAACAGGCAGAGACUAUGAAAGAAAUUAUGGAGAUAUUGCUCGAUAUCGGUGCAGAUACAAAGCUCGUAAACAGCAAGGGUCAAACACCACUGGAAUGCUGCGAGAGUGACGUGGCUCGAAGGAUCCUGUCAGAGAGAAGAGCAGUGGGUGCUAUGAACGUCGUUACCAGAGAUGAUGUAAAAACUGGUAGCGAAACUGUUGUGAGGAGUGCAGUUGUUGUUCCUAUAGCAACCGAAAUAGAAGAAUUUAAUUUUGAGGAGAAGUCUCAGAAAGAGAAAUCAGGUUUUUUACAAGAUGAACAAAAACUCUCUCGUGACCAGAAAAAUGGCCCUGUUGACUCAGAAGAGAUAGAAAUGGAUGAACUGUACUUCGACAAGGACAAACAAUCACUAGCGAGAGGGAAAGAAAGAAACCGUAAAUUCGCAGAAACCGUUAACGAGGGAGGAGGAUCAAAUGCAAGAAAGACAUCACAGCUGCAAAAGAAAGAAUUGGAAGAUGUUAACCUGCCGAGGGAAAAAGAAAAACAAGAGGAAAGCUCACGAAGAAAAUUGUGCGAGAUAGGAGAGCACGCGCAAUUACACGAGAGCGUAGGACAAGAAAUAAAGUCCAAAAGACAACUGCACGAGGUAGAGAGGCAUAUGAAAGACGCACCAGGAGAGUUACAAGAAAAAAAUAACAGUUAUAUAACCAGAAAAUUCAACUGCUUGAGAUAGAAAAGCAAUUAAAAGACACGCAAGCACAGUUACAAGAGAAGGAAGAACUAGAAGAAAACUCCAAAAGACAAUUUCACGAGAUAGAGAGGCAUUUGAGAGACGCACAAGGACAGUUACAAGAGAAAGAAUAAUAAUUACUUAACUGCAAAAUGUUGAUGCGUGAUAUGGAGAAUGAUCUCAAGGACGCACAAGGACAGUUACGGAGAAAGAAGAACUAGAAGAAAACUCCAAUAGACAACAGCACGAGAUGGAAAGGCAUUUGAGAGACGCACAAGGACAGUUACAAGAGAAAGAAGUAGAAUUACUUAAUUGCAAAAUAUUGAUGCGUGAUGUGGAGAAUGAUCUCAAGGACGCACAAGGACAGUUACAGGAGAAAGAAGAACUAGAAGAAAACUCCAAUAGAAAACUGCACGAGAUGGAGAGGCAUUUGAGAGACGCACAAGGACAGUUACAAGGACAGUUGGGCUUGAUACAAUUUGCUCCACAAACAAUUAAGUCAAAUGUUCUUACUAAAGACUAAAGAGUAGAGACUAAAGAGACUAAAGGAGGGUCCCUAAUUACUGCAUGUGAAUCGUAUCGGCGAUAAGUCGAGCGUCAACUUUGACUUUGUCAUCUGUGGUCAAACUAACUACAGCUUUUCUCUUACAGAAUCCUACUUUUUAGCUGUUUCAGUGUGUCGAAUUAGAGGAGUUCGCCUAUGCGUAAUUUUUUAGCUGCGCCUCUGUUCUGUAAAUUUCUUUAAUUGAGUCGUUUUUUAUACUUUCGAAGCUGUGAGGUAUAAGAAAUUUGAAUAUACUAGAUUUUUAAAGAUUUAAUAACUAUUUUUAACAAUAGACAAUUUCAAGGGACGCCUAGUUUUUUUUACACGUAUGAAAGAUUUUAUUCCAUUCAGUGGCGAUCACGAUAUAAUGGAACUCUUUGGAAAAAAUGAAAUAACUUGCAUGAUCGUUUUUAUGUUUGUAUUCAGUAACGAAAAUUCUUGAGAACUGAAUUCGGUUACAAGGUA